AUGCACGGGUUUGAUAGCUAUAUUCCUACGGCUCAGCAAAUUGCUAAAAAUCAACCCGUGGGUUACGUCAAUUCAAACCUUGACGACUUAGUUCAGAACUUAGAAUCAAGGUCUGAAUCAGGGGAUGAUGGCAAGCUCAUUAGGAAACACACUCAAAUGGAUAUGGUAGAUAACUUCUUUCAUUUUGCAUCAAACACCCCCACAAAGGAAGACGAAUUGAAUCAUGAAAAUGAUACAAUAUUUCAAUCAUCAUCCACGUUUGAAUGGAUUAGUAUAGAUAAAUCGUCGAAACCAAGUAAUAACAACAUUAAUGAUUUACAAAACUCUGGGAAUCACUUAAAUAAUUUCUUCGAUAGCUUGGACAAGUUACCAUCAUUGCCAACUGAGGCAGAUGGUCACAUAGAUGACAAUAAUAUAAUUGGCAACUCAGAAGCCGAACAGAAUCAUCAUACAAUACAAGCAGGCAAGAACAAUUAUAAAUCACAAGCAACAAUGAAAUUAUCAGAAAGCCAGUAUCAAGGUGGUUCUCAACUGCAUCAACCGAAAGAUAGAAAGCAACAAUUUGGAUUGCUAGAUGCUCCAGUGGAUUCAAUAUGGGAUCAAUUUCUAACAUCAGUGACACCUGCUUUUGGAUUAAACUCUUCUCUGUUUAUGUUGCAAGACAAAUCGGAAAAUCUCGAGAAGUAA
Molecule: messenger RNA, 687 nt
Organism: Debaryomyces hansenii CBS767
Lineage: Eukaryota; Fungi; Ascomycota; Pichiomycetes; Serinales; Debaryomycetaceae
Product: DEHA2G20834p
Exons: 1
Coding region: 1-687 (228 amino acids)
Source: RefSeq, a predicted model, not a curated record